CGGGCGCAGAUUCGUGCAGAGAGCUCAAGAGGAAGACGGUCCUCCUCGUGGCAGCUCGGCCUGGCCGCUACGCCGCCCCCCUCAUCCGACCCCCUUCUGUGCACCGCCAGGGCUGGUCAUUUCGAGAAAAGUUGAUCGGCAUUGACAGUGAAGCGCUGGCUUGGAUCGCUGUGGCCUCGUGACUUCAGGUAAUAGACACUUGGAAGCUCGUAGUCUGCAAUACGAGACAAGGCCAAGACAGAAGUCUCUCCCUCCUCGCUGAUCACAGCGCGCCUGCGCUACCCCUACUUCCGUUGCCACACGCGGCCCCGCAGCGACAGCGGCACGCCCUACGUAAGCCUUCAGCCUGAGCCCAGGAUGUGAUUAGCAGUCCAGAGCGCGAUGUCGACGGCAGACACGAAGUACAAGAAGGGCGAUGAGGUAUACGUGUUCUAUUCCAUGAACAAGCGAUGCCAGCGCCACCGCAAGUACAUGGCAGUGCUGGACCCGCGGCACGGUUCUUUCAGGCCGCGCGUGGGCAUCUCGGAGGGCUGGGUGCCGGCGCGGGUUGCGGCGGACCAGGAGGCCCCGGACAAGGUCCGCAUCGAGUACCGCUGGCCCUACUUUUACACCAUGCGGGGGCAGAUGGCCGACCCUCCCGGCUUCGGGCGGGAGCCCUGGACCGAGCUGUACCCCGCCCCCCACGUGAUGCCCGCGGGCGACCCCGACGAGCGCGGCGCCCCCUUCCGGGCGCUGGUGCCCCCCGGCUCGCAGCCCGAGCUCGCAGUGCUGGCGUUCCGGUGGGGCGGGAUGAACGAGAUCAUCGCGCCAGAGCAGUGGGGCGAAACGGGGAGUUCGGUGUCCGACCUCUUCCUCGAGUCCUUCGUCGACAUGGCGGUGGUGCCGCAGCUCGGCACGGACUACGAGGUGUGGACGGUGUACGUCGAGGACCAGACAGAUUUGGUGAAGCUGGCAGACACGGUCCACCUCGUCUUUGGACAGCAUCACCCGGCCCGGCGAGCCAAGCGCACAGUCGGGAUGUUCUUUCUUUAUCCGACCGGGUUCGAGGAGAAUUGCGUUCCGAAUUAUGAGACCGGGGAGGACCACGGGGCCGCCAUGGUCGACCGGAAGUCGCUCUUCCGGUUGAUGAAGGCAUGCGAGAAGGCAGGCAUUCCCACGCGGUUCCCGCACCCCUCGAAUUUCUACCAGCAGCUCACCUCGAAGGAUUGGACCCACUUGAUGUCGGUUGUGCCGCAUCUGAGGGUGCCUCCUACCGUUGCCAUGCCGCGAAUGCUCGUUGAGCGAAGCUGCAGAGACGCUGCGGAGAAGGGCAUCGCCUCGCUCCGAGCGCUGAAGCGUCACCAGGCCGAGCUCAGGGGCGAGCCUCCAGAGGGUGAGAUCACCAAGGGAGUGGCUAAGCUCAGCUACUCCUGGGAGGCUCUGGACGUCAAGUUCUGGGAAGGACCGCGCGGCCUGGAGGAGGCACUGCACAACCUCACGCAGUUCAUCGAGAUCAGCCAGGAGUUCACUGGACAGCCCCACGACUGUGAGAACAUUAUCGUGCAGGCACCAGCUGUACACCAACGCCGAUCUCGGCCAGGCCGAUCUUGGGGCCAGGAUCGGUGUGCACGCUCUCGUGGGCUAUGAAGGCGUGUGCACCGUUCCCGGGCCCAGGCUCGGAGUGGCCAGAUCGGCGUGUCGGUGCAUAGCUGGCGUCCCCGGAGGAAUUCUGCGAGCACGAUUUGGAGCUCCGGAUGUACGUCGUGGACGGGGUCAUCGAGUCGCAGAUCUUCACAAAGUUUUGCAAGAUCAAGGAGAAUCGGGAGUUCGGCGACUUCAAGCAGACAUUCUCCAAGUCUCAGGCCGCGAAGGACUGGAUGGGCGGUGACCACGCGGCAAUGGACGACGGCGAGAGGCAGUGCCGCGAACUGACAGACCACUGGCUGGCUUGGGCUCAAGCGCAGCUGUGCGAGAUGCCCCCUGCCAUCCGAUUCGACUACUUCGUCGGGCGGAGCAGCGCUGGCGGCGGGAAGGCGGUCGUCUGGACCCUGGAGAUAUGCGAGCUGGGAUUUAGCAUGCUUGGCGAAAGCAAGUUGCCAGCGAAGGUUUUCCAGGCCAUGCUCCAGUCGUGCCUGGAGUGCUCCCAGGCUGAUUCUGCCGCCGACGAGGACCAAGAGCCCGCCAAGACGGGGGCAGAGGGCCCAGCGAGCAAGGGAGCUCCAGACGUAGCGGUGCCCAAGAAGAGCCGAAGGCGUAGGUGAGCAUCGCAGCUUGAGUGCCUCCCUCCUCCCUCCUCCCUCCCCCCUCCUCCCUUGAUACAUCUUACAUGUCUUCGCGCUUCGCUCUCCGAGAUCGUGGUGCCAUGGCUCGCAGCGCCGCCGCGAAGUUGCGGCGCUGCAUGGGGCUGCGUCGUGCAGGUGCGUAGGGGCGGGGCGGAGGCAGGCAGGCUCGCUGGCUUCGUUCGCUUAAGCAAAA
This is a messenger RNA of Prorocentrum cordatum, 2454 nucleotides long. The record is from the annotation of a GenBank genome assembly. NCBI's taxonomy places the organism in Eukaryota, Dinophyceae, Prorocentrales, Prorocentraceae.